GCAGUUGUUUCAGCAGAGAGUUUGGAAUAAAUUGGACCAAAGUGACAGAAGACGUCUGGAUUCCUACGGAGUACUGAACCAAUCGUUCCCUUGUCUGUGGAUAGUACUACUUUCACAAACAUAGCUAUAGUCUCUCUCUCUCGCUCUCUCUCUCUCGCUCUCUCUCUCUCGCUCUCUCUCACUGUGCGAGCCCGCCCUCUCUCCCUUGAAAGCGGAUUAUUUAUUAUAAAGCAGCUACCAUCGACAUGUCGACCCCAGACGCAGGAACCUCGGGAGCCGCUGAGGGAGAGGGGGGGCCUUCGGGCGCAGCACCCAACCUCACCAGUAACCGACGGCUACAGCAGACACAGGCACAGGUGGACGAGGUUGUGGACAUCAUGCGUGUGAACGUGGACAAGGUGUUGGAGAGGGAUCAGAGACUGUCGGAGCUGGACGACAGGGCCGACGCGCUACAAGCCGGGGCCUCACAGUUCGAGAGCAGUGCUGCCAAGCUGAAGAACAAGUACUGGUGGAAAAACCUCAAGAUGAUGAUAAUAAUGGGAAUCAUAGGAGUCAUAUGUGUUGGAGUUGUCUUCUUGUAUUUCUAUUAUUGAGCUGGCCUCUUCAGGGACGGACAGCAAGCGCAAGACGAGAUACUGAAAUGCCGCCAAAUCCACGUGUGAAUCCUGCCUUCCCUUGACCCCUCCUUCAUCCCUCUCUUCUUACCAAUGCCUUCCAUCUGAAAACCACCAUGCACGCGUAGACGUCGGCGCAGUGCCUCUCCCUCUUCUAUCCUCACAGUUGUUCUCUACCGCUGUGUCCUUGAGCAAGGCACUUAAUCCCUACAAUUGCUCUGGCGGCACUGCUCGGCGGCUGACGCUGUGCUUCCCCGGACCUUGUGGGUGUGCGUGUGUAAGGUUGGGUAUUGUGACAGAAAAUCAAUCAACUUCUGUUGUAAAAUGGACAAUAAAGUAUCUAUUCUAUUUUUGGCGCUCUC
Oncorhynchus masou masou (cherry salmon) is the source of this 976-nucleotide messenger RNA. It is a transcript of the gene vamp1a, whose product is annotated as vesicle associated membrane protein 1a. NCBI's taxonomy places the organism in Eukaryota, Metazoa, Chordata, Actinopteri, Salmoniformes, Salmonidae. Gene Ontology annotation, molecular function: syntaxin binding; SNAP receptor activity. The transcript is spliced from 5 exons. Gene Ontology annotation, biological process: vesicle fusion; SNARE complex assembly; vesicle-mediated transport. Gene Ontology annotation, cellular component: plasma membrane; SNARE complex. The record is from RefSeq and is a predicted model, not a curated record. The coding region runs from base 246 to 593 and encodes 115 amino acids.